Molecule: messenger RNA, 2453 nt
Organism: Rhinichthys klamathensis goyatoka
Lineage: Eukaryota; Metazoa; Chordata; Actinopteri; Cypriniformes; Leuciscidae
Gene: smad4a
Product: SMAD family member 4a
Exons: 12
Coding region: 418-2088 (556 amino acids)
Biological process (GO): cell differentiation; SMAD protein signal transduction; transforming growth factor beta receptor signaling pathway
Cellular component (GO): heteromeric SMAD protein complex
Molecular function (GO): I-SMAD binding; DNA-binding transcription factor activity, RNA polymerase II-specific; RNA polymerase II cis-regulatory region sequence-specific DNA binding
Source: RefSeq, a predicted model, not a curated record
GCGCAUGCGCAGUUCGCCAUAUUGCGCAGCUGGGCGUGAGAGUGCGUCGAAAACAUCGCGGCUACAUUGUUUAUUUUCGUGGCGCUCAGUGACUGUUUUCACCCGGUUAUAAAUACUAUGCUGAUCCCCAGUCUAACAGGGUUAUCGCUCAAAUGAAGAACUCUUGUCGCUUUAAACCGUUUUAGAGAUCAGAUAAACGCGUUAGUCCGGCUGAAGUGUGUUAGCGUUACGCGCUGUAGUGCUAGCAGCUAACAAGAUUCACAUCAAAAUCCCCCAAACUGGAUACACGAAGACAUAUUCAUUCCCAGGAGACGCAACAGGGCGUGUGAAUGGCCGCUUCACUGACGGCAGUGUCUUGCUGAACCGAGUUCAAACGGCACCGGGAGCCUCGAUCACUCCGAGGCCGACAACCAGCGCAUGAUGUCCAUCACAAACACGCCCACCAGUAACGACGCGUGUCUGAGCAUCGUCCACAGCCUGAUGUGCCACCGGCAGGGCGGCGAGAGCGAGACCUUCGCCAAGCGGGCCAUCGAGAGCCUGGUGAAGAAGCUGAAGGAGAAGAAGGACGAGCUGGACUCUCUCAUCACGGCCAUCACCACUAACGGCGCUCAUCCCAGCAAGUGUGUGACCAUACAGAGAACGCUAGACGGCCGGCUGCAGGUGGCCGGUCGUAAAGGAUUUCCACAUGUCAUCUAUGCACGGUUAUGGCGAUGGCCGGACCUUCAUAAGAACGAGCUGAAACACGUCAAGUACUGCCAGUUUGCCUUUGACCUCAAAUGUGACAGCGUCUGUGUGAACCCCUACCAUUACGAGAGAGUCGUGUCUCCGGGGAUCGAUUUAUCUGGACUCACACUGUCAGGCUCUGGUCCAUCGGGCCUUAUGGUGAAGGAUGAAUAUGAUUAUGAAUCGCAGCAGUCUCUGCCCAGCACGGAGGGACACAUGCAGACGAUUCAACACCCUCCCUCGAGACCGGUGGCCCCGGAGCCCUUCAGCACGCCGGCCAUGCUCCCGCCAGCAGAGGGCAGCAGCUCCGCCUCCAGCUCCGCCUUCUCCAACAUCGCGGUCGGAUCCACAACUCAGCCCGGUAGUGUUCUGACAGCAAGCCAUAGCAGUGAGAGUCUGCUGAUUGCAUCUGGGACAGGGCCGGGCUCUCAGCAGAACGGCUUCCCGCCAGGCCAGACCUCCACGUACCAUCACAGUCCGGUGUCUCUUCUUCUGUCCACAGACGCCACCUCCACCUGGACGAGGAACAAUAACUUCCCUCCCAGCGUUCCUCACCAUCAGAACGGGCAUCUCCAGCAUCACCCGCCCAUGGCACAUCCGGCACACUACUGGCCUGUUCACAGCGAAAUCGGGUUUCAGCCACCGAUAUCCAACCAUCCUGCUCCUGAAUACUGGUGCUCCAUUGCUUAUUUCGAGAUGGAUGUUCAAGUGGGCGAGACGUUUAAAGUGCCCUCCUCCUGCCCGGUCGUGACGGUGGACGGAUACGUGGAUCCCUCAGGAGGAGACCGCUUCUGUCUCGGACAGCUCAGCAACGUCCACAGAACAGAGGCCAUCGAGAGGGCGAGACUGCACAUCGGGAAAGGCGUCCAGCUGGAGUGUAAAGGUGAAGGAGAUGUUUGGGUUCGCUGUCUGAGCGAUCACGCCGUGUUUGUCCAGAGCUACUACUUGGACCGCGAGGCCGGCCGCGCUCCUGGCGAUGCUGUGCACAAGAUUUACCCCAGCGCAUACAUCAAGGUGUUUGACUUGCGGCAGUGCCACCGGCAGAUGCAGCAGCAGGCGGCCACGGCUCAGGCGGCGGCGGCGGCUCAAGCGGCAGCAGUGGCCGGGAACAUCCCCGGACCCGGGUCCGUCGGAGGAAUCGCUCCUGCUAUCAGCUUGUCUGCGGCGGCUGGCAUCGGUGUGGACGAUCUCCGCCGGCUCUGCAUCUUGCGCAUGAGUUUCGUUAAAGGCUGGGGCCCGGAUUACCCCCGACAGAGCAUUAAAGAGACGCCCUGCUGGAUCGAGAUCCACCUGCACCGGGCCCUCCAGCUGCUGGACGAGGUCCUGCACACCAUGCCCAUCGCCGACCCCACGCCGCUCGACUGAGACACGCCCCCGGGGGUCAGAGGUCAACGCCACACGGAUGCACACGCAUCCAUUUCAUUGAAAGAUUCAAUUUGUUUUUUGUUUUUUCAUUUUUUUCAUUUCACCUCUUCGACCCCAGUAACGCCGUGCAGAAAGUGUUCCAGCAGCCAAAUUUAUCAUCUCAAACGUUUUGCAUGAAAAAGACGUGAGCUCCUCAGAGGUGCAUGCUGGGAUUGGGUUCGGUCUUCAAAAGCCGUUUUAAUGAAUUUGUUUCCAGACAUUCUCUAGCCUGAAAUGGGUCUAAUUCCCAGAGUCUCACAGGCUGAACGUUUGACAGGUCGUGCAGAAGUUUCUGUUAAAGCGGUUCGGAUCGCAUGUACAUAAAA